AUGGACAGAGGAUUGCGGCCGACUUUGUUCCUGCUGUUGCUUCUGUGUCCCCAAGGCACCAUGUUGUCCCACAUCAACUGUCCAUACAGAUGCCAGUGUUUUACACCAAUCCAAGUCCUGUGUGCUGAUGAACAUAUGACAUCUGUGCCCAAAAACAUAUCCCGAGAAGCCAAGGAGGUCAUCAUAAUGACAUCGGCUUUGCAUUACCUGUUCCCCACCGGCUUUGAGGAGAGUCCCCAACUCCACAAGCUUAUCUUCUUCAACAAUCCACUGCGGAGUAUUCAUUCGCAGGCCUUUCAAAACCUAUCUGAGCUUGAAGAACUGGAGAUCAGUGGGAACCCUUGGCUGGAGCAUUUGUUUCUGGGGACUUUUUCCAAGCAAGAAAACCUUACCAAGCUGCAGCUCAACUAUAACAGGUUCCAGACUGUUCUUCCUGGUAUGUUUAACUCUCUUAAACAUUUAGAGACCCUGCAGGUGAAGGCCAACAUCAUAUCAGAUUUACCUACAUUUUUGUUUCAGAACCUUCAAAAUCUACAUGUGUUGGAUUUCUCUCUUAACAGAAUCCAGAACAUAGAAAGAGAGACUUUUUCUGGCUUGACUGGGCUGGAGAUUCUUCAAAUGAGCAAUAACCAUAUUAGCAAUAUUUCAUCAGACACCUUCCAUCAUGUUGGUCAGCUGAUGGAGCUUCACUUGGAGGGGAAUAGAAUAUCAGAACUCGAUGAUGAGGUCUUCGCUGUGCUCACCAAACUGAAGGUGCUGAACCUCCGCAGAAACCGUCUCAUAACUUUCAGCGAUAAAGUGUUUGGACGUCAGGGUUCAAAUUUAACCCAAUUGGACCUGAGGGGGAACAGACUGACAGAAGUGUCCUCUUUAAGCCUGCUGACAUCAAUGACUGACCUUCUCUUGUCCUCCAAUCAGCUUUCAAGCCUUCCUGAUGACAUAUUUAGAAAUGUCACCACACUAGAAAAUCUGGAUCUCUCUGAAAACAAGCUCACGUCAUUAUCAGACACGACCUUUAAUGAUCUCAAAAGCAUCAAAAUGAUCCACCUCCAUAAAAACCAGCUGAGCAGCGUGGAUGCCACAUUGUUUAAGGACCAGGAUUUCAUUCAGCAGCUCUACCUGUCUGACAACCAGCUGCAAAAUCUCCCUCUGGGCCUUCUGGACCACUUUGCGUUCCCGCACAUAUUGCGACUAUACGGAAACCCUUGGAAAUGUGACUGCCACAUGUGGUAUUUGCAUGAUUUAGUGCUGAAUAACAACCAGGACAUCGAGAUGCCGGACAGGAUGCUGUGCGAGACUCCCGACUUCCUGAGGAGGCGACCGGUAGCAUCCAUCGACAGGGACGAGCUUCUGUGUCAUUUUCCCAGAGAUGAUAUUACUGACCUGAACGGCUGUAGCCUUCACAAGUCUAGCGACUCACUGGUCAUCAAGUGCAACGUGGAUAAAUGUUCUCCACUCACUGUAAAAGUCCAGUUUCUGGAGCGCAGUGGCAGUAUUCAGGAGCACAUUUGGACAAAUAACGAUUCUGAGUGCAGCAAUGUGACGAUAUCUAAGGUGCCCAUGCCAUAG
This is a messenger RNA of Phycodurus eques (leafy seadragon), 1569 nucleotides long. Its product is annotated as carboxypeptidase N subunit 2. Gene Ontology annotation, molecular function: protein binding. Bases 1 to 1569 code for a protein of 522 amino acids. The transcript has a single exon. The record is from RefSeq and is a predicted model, not a curated record. Lineage: Eukaryota; Metazoa; Chordata; Actinopteri; Syngnathiformes; Syngnathidae.